This is a messenger RNA of Scylla paramamosain (green mud crab), 655 nucleotides long. RefSeq names its product telomerase RNA component interacting RNase-like. The record is from RefSeq and is a predicted model, not a curated record. Lineage: Eukaryota; Metazoa; Arthropoda; Malacostraca; Decapoda; Portunidae. The transcript is spliced from 3 exons. The coding region runs from base 27 to 479 and encodes 150 amino acids. Gene Ontology annotation, molecular function: 3'-5' exonuclease activity; 5'-3' exonuclease activity.
AUGAGGCAGCAGGAUCAGAUGUAAACAUGGCGGACGUCGGCAGUCAGCAGUACUCUAGCUCGGACAGCCGCGAGGACUCGAACAGCCAAGAUGAUUCUAAACAACAGACGACUAAUGUAUUCCGUAACGAUGGUUCCUUUAUGGAGAUGUUCAAGAAGAUGCAAGAGGACCAGCGGAAGAAGCAGGAGGAUCCCAAAGUGGCGGGCGCAGGCUCGGGCUCGGGCUCGGCGGCGGGAGGCGAUCAACCCCACAGCGAUCCGCCCAGGAAACCCACCCUGAGUUUUGUGGGCAAACGACGGGGCGGGAGAAUCCUGGCCACAGGCAUGGUCAAGAAGCAGCGGCGUGAAGCUGUCUCAGAGGAGCCGAAACCAGUGGAAGGUGGCAAGACUGAUGCCUGGUCACAGUACAUGAGCGAGGUGCGCAAGUACAAGGAGCAAUCUUGUGAAGAAGAGGGCAAAAGACGGCCGUUAGUGAAGUGAUUCCCUUUGCAACUCUUAUGUGGUUAAAAACAAUUGUUAUCUUCCCUAGGUUGAGGAGUGUGGUAUUGGUGAAGUCACUUAAAACACCUGUUACAUGUUGGCACACCAAAGGAAAAUGGACUUACUAGCAUGUACAAUUCAAUUUCAUAACCAGUGAAGUGGUCAGAGCCUAAAUA